This is a messenger RNA of Penicillium digitatum Pd1, 864 nucleotides long. RefSeq lists its product as uncharacterized. The record is from RefSeq and is a predicted model, not a curated record. NCBI's taxonomy places the organism in Eukaryota, Fungi, Ascomycota, Eurotiomycetes, Eurotiales, Aspergillaceae.
AUGGAUACACCACAAACACCCCAAGUUCGGGUCCCUGGCGAAACCCCUGAAUCAACCCAAAAGCCCAAUGCGACUGCCACUGCGAACCACAAUUCUGAGGUAGAGAUGGGAGGAACACAGGGCACAAGCCAACCGGACCCCGAACCUGCGCAAGAAGAUUCAAUACUUCCAGAUGUGCAGGCAGAGUUAGAGGCCGCUCCGACAAAGAAAAUCUCGGGCUUCAACUUCCUUGACUUCCUGACUUCACCUAUCGUGGAGAUAAUAGUUGGGAAAGGCGAUGAUGAGACCGUUAUGACAGCUCAUCAAUCCCUCCUAAUGGAGGCACCACUACUAGCCGAGUUUGUUACGAAAUUUGAAGCGGCAGGCCCGCGACGUAUUGGUCUACCAGAAGAGGACGUCGAUGCCUUCAGUUGCUUCCUCCAGUUCCAGUAUACGCGGGAUUACACCGUGGUUCAAACCGAAACACCUGGGGAAAUAGCUGAUGACAAAAGCGGUGACGAGUUGCUACGUCAUGCGCGCGUCUACACCCUGGCAGAGAAGCUGGGCCUGCCACCGCUCCAGCGCAUUGCCCAUGCCAAGAUUCAUAAGGUCCGGAGCUCACCUAGCGCGGAGCUUUCAUAUGCCCGUUACGUGUACACACACACACCAGCAGCAGACACUAUCAUUCGGAAGCCCGUGGCAACUUACUGGGCGAAUCAAAGUCAUGUGCUGCGCCAGGAGGUUGGGGAUGACUUUAAGAGGCUGUGCAUUGAAGUGCCGGAGUUUUCCUUUGAUGUUUUGACUAUCAUUCUGGAUCGCAAGCUGAAGAACGGGUCGGGGGAUGAGAGCAAGGGAAGUGCGCGCAAGCGUAGAAGGGACAUCUAG